UUAACAGUUAAACUAUCCAAACCCUUCUGACCUGGAGAUAUCUAUAUAGCCAUUUAACGAUCAGAAGAAAAAAGAGAGCCAUUUCCUCUCCUAAUGCAGACGACCUCUACUCCUCCUUCUCCCUCCUAACCUAACCCUUCCUCGCCGUUAACAUGAAACGACACCGUUUGCCUUCCAACCCCCACUUCACAACCUCAUGACUUUUCCUUCCCUCUUCACCCCCCUUCGAAUUUCCAAAACUACCCUUAUUACCCACUACACCACUCUCACACCCAACAAACCCAACCCUUGGUUCGUCAAAAUCGUUUCCACAGUCUUCCUUCUCUCCCCAAACUCAUUCAACCACACAUUUUCUCAUUACCUCGCUAACCACUUAACACCUUCACUCGCAUUAGACGUUAUCAAAAGACUAAAUAACCCUCAAUUAGGUUUCAAAUUCUUUCAAUUUACAAAGCAAAAAUUGAACCUCUCUCAUUCAUUUUGGACUUACAAUUUUCUUUUGAGAUUCCUUUGUCAACAAGGUCAACACAAUUCAGCUAAACUUGUUUAUGAUUCCAUGAGAAUUAAGGAGGUUGAUAGAGCGUGGGGUUUACUGAAAGAGAGUGAUUUUGCUCCUAAUGUUGUGAGUUAUACGAUAUUGAUAUCGGGUUAUUGUAAAUUGAGUAAGAUGAAGGAGGCUUCUCGUAUUUUCGAUGAAAUGGUCAGGUCCGGAAUUAAGCCUAGUGCGCCUAUUUUUAAUGCACUUAUUGAUGGAUUUGUUAAGGCGGGUGACAUGGCUUCUGCAUUAGGAAUACAUAAGAAAAUGAUUUUGUAUGGCUGUACUCCUGAUGUUGUCACUUUCACUUCGUUAAUCGAUGGAUAUUGUCGAGUCGGACAGGUGGACUAUGGUUUGGAACUUUGGCGUGAAAUGAAAGCGAGAAAUAUUUCUGAAAGUUUGUAUACUUUCUCUAUUCUUAUCAGUGCUCUUUGCAAAUGCAAUAGACUACAAGAAGCUCAUGAGCUUCUGAGACUGUUGAAGCAGAGUGACAUCGUUCCAAAGCCCUUUAUCUACAACCCUGUGAUUGAUGGUUAUUGUAAAUCUGGAAAUGUCGAUGAGGCUAAUGCAAUUGUUGUAGAUAUGGAGGAGAAAUGCAAACCUGAUAAACUUACAUUUACUAUUCUUAUUAUUGGACAUUGUAUGAAAGGAAGAGCGCCCGAAGCGAUUCGUAUCUUUUACAAGAUGUUGGCCACUGGUUGUUCCCCGGAUGACAUCACUAUUAGA
This is a messenger RNA of Cicer arietinum (chickpea), 1261 nucleotides long. RefSeq lists its product as uncharacterized. Gene Ontology annotation, molecular function: protein binding. Lineage: Eukaryota; Viridiplantae; Streptophyta; Magnoliopsida; Fabales; Fabaceae. The record is from RefSeq and is a predicted model, not a curated record.